AUGCUGGCGUCGAAAGCAGCACCGCUUGAGUUUGUCGAGUGGUUCGAGGCACACAGCUUGUCUGCUACUCAUGAUCUGGCCUCGUCAAGUGUCUCGCCCAUUUCGCUGGGCGAGCUCCUCAACAUUUCUGAGAGCAGAGGGGAAUCAGAAGAAAAGAUUGGCCUGAACAACAUAAAGCUCAAGGAAAAAGACCAUCCAGCAGGCAACGUUGACUUCCGCAGAAAUUUAGCUGCUCUCUACUCUGCUCGUUCUGGAGGGGUCACUGAAGAUGACAUUGUGGUCACGAAUGGGGCGGUACCAGCCCAUUAUACAGUGUUCCACUCUCUGCUGGAACCAGCAGAUCAUGUUAUUUGCCAACAUCCUGUGGAUGAGCUGCUCUACAAGCUUCCGGCUUCUCUAGGAGUCGAGGUUACACUAUGGGAUGCAGACCCAGCAAAGAAGUGGCAGCUCGACAUUGAGGGAUUGAAACUUUUGAUCAAGGACAACACGAGAAUGAUUGUGAUUCAGAGCCCAUGUGAUCCUACUGGCGCGAUUGUGCCCAAGCCCACUCUCGAAGCUCUCGUACAAGUGGCAGAAGAAAAGGGUAUCCUGCUUCUAGCCGACGAGACCUACAGACCGCUCUUUCAUUCCAUUUUGCCUUCCAGCGACGAUUUUCCCCCAUCAACAGUCAACAUGGGCUAUAGGAAAGCCAUUGUGACAGGUGCAAUAAGCAAGGCAUACAGUCUUGCGGGUGUUCGUGCUGGCUGGAUCACCUGCAAAGACAAAGCCAUCAUCAACGCCUGCAAACAAACCAGGCGCUACACCUCGAUGUCAGCAUCAAAGCUUGACGAAGCUGUGGCGGCUGAGGCUGUAAGCGAUAGAUGCAUCCAUGCGCUGUUAGGACGGAAUAUCAGAUUAACUCAAACAAACCUAGAACUCCUUCAAGGAUUCAUUGACAGCCACAGCUGGGCCUGCUCCUGGGUGAAACCACUGGCAGGGACGACUGCACUGAUUAAAUUCCACAAAAUGGGCAAACCGGUCGACGACGAAGCAUUCUGCUUGGGCCUCCUUGAGAAGGAGGGUGUCCUCAUCAGUCCAGCCAGCAAAUGUUUUGGCGACAAGCAGAAGUUCCGAGGACAUGUGAGAGUGGCUUUCGGUGGGUCAACAUCUGAUCUCAAGGCUGCUCUGGAGGCAUGGAGCAGAUUCAUGGAAGAGCACUAUGAGUCGGUUCCGACGGUGUCGAGCAAAUAG
Molecule: messenger RNA, 1230 nt
Organism: Exophiala dermatitidis NIH/UT8656
Lineage: Eukaryota; Fungi; Ascomycota; Eurotiomycetes; Chaetothyriales; Herpotrichiellaceae
Product: aminotransferase
Exons: 2
Coding region: 1-1230 (409 amino acids)
Biological process (GO): biosynthetic process
Molecular function (GO): pyridoxal phosphate binding
Source: RefSeq, a predicted model, not a curated record